This is a messenger RNA of Oncorhynchus gorbuscha (pink salmon), 5017 nucleotides long. RefSeq names its product very-long-chain enoyl-CoA reductase-like. The record is from RefSeq and is a predicted model, not a curated record. Bases 65 to 1081 code for a protein of 338 amino acids. The transcript has 12 exons. Gene Ontology annotation, biological process: very long-chain fatty acid biosynthetic process. Gene Ontology annotation, molecular function: oxidoreductase activity, acting on the CH-CH group of donors. Lineage: Eukaryota; Metazoa; Chordata; Actinopteri; Salmoniformes; Salmonidae.
AGUCACACACCACAGGGCAGAUAGGGCCUGACAACCACACACCUGGAAGGUAGGCAUUAGAAGCAUGGAUUUAAAAAGCCUUUUUGUGGUAGCCCAGUUUAUAAAGACAAGAUGUGCCCAUGGUAUGACGGCAGGAAAGGCCAAAAAGGAUAAGAAUUAUAUUUUCUAUGAGGUGGAGAUUCAGGAUUCCAAGAAGUUGAAGCUUUGCUACUUGGACAAGGUGGAACCUAAUGCCACUAUUGGAGAGAUCAAGUGUCUAUUAUAUAAGAUCUAUCCCAAAUGGUACCCAGCCAGACAGGCUUUGUCUCUUCACCCAGAUGGGGAGUCCCUGAAGGAUGAUGAGGUAUUGGAGAAUCUACCGGUGGGAACCACGGUAACAAUGUUCUUCCACGACCUGGGACCGCAGCUGGGGUGGACCAUGGUGUUUCUGGCGGAGUGCAUCGGACCUCUCUUCAUCUACCUUUUCUUCUUCCUCCAUCUCCUCAACAUCUAUGAGCAGAAAGAUGACUAUACCUCCAAUCCCUGCUCAGUGGUCACGCUGGCGUGUGUGUGUCACUGUUUCCACUACUUCAGAAGGCUGUUGGAAACCGUCUUCAUUCAUCGCUUCUCAGACGGCACCUUGCCACUGCAAACCAUCAUGAGGAACUGCCUGUACUACUGGGGAUUUUCUGCUUGGUUAGCCUACUACAUCAACCACCCCCUCUACACUCCACCAUUGUAUGGGAAUCUCCAAGUCUACUCUGCAGUGGUGGUGUUUAUGCUCUGUGAAGCUGGAAACUUCUCAAUUCAUUUGGCUCUCAAUAACUUGGGCUGUAAUGGUCUGAGGCCCAAGCGGAUCCCUUACCCCACCAGGAACCCCUUCACAUGGCUCUUCUUCUUCGUGUCAUGUCCCAACUACACCUAUGAGGUGGGGACGUGGUUGAGUUUCUCCAUCAUGACACAGUGUGUUCCAGUGGCCCUGUUCACGUUGCUGGGCUUCAUCCAGAUGACUAUCUGGGCACGCGGAAAACAUAAGAUGUACACCAGAGAGUUUACAGACUACCCUGAACUAAGAUCAGCUAUCAUCCCUUUGUUCCUUUGAGCCAGCCAGGGUUAACAACAAGAUCCUUAAUUAUACUCCUGUUCCUUAAUUAUACCCCUGUUCCUUAAUUAUACCCCUGUUCCUUAAUUAUACCCCUGUUCCUUAAUUAUACCCAUGUUCCUUAAUUAUACCCCUGUUCCUUAAUUAUACCCCUGUUCCUUAAUUAUACCCCUGUUCCUUAAUUAUACCCCUGUUCCUUAAUUAUACCCAUGUUCCUUAAUUAUACCCCUGUUCCUUAAUUAUACCCCUGUUCCUUAAUUAUACCCCUGUUCCUUAAUUAUACCCCUGUUCCUUAAUUAUACCCCUGUUCCUUAAUUAUACCCCUGUUCCUUAAUUAUACCCCUGUUCCUUAAUUAUACCCAUGUUCCUUAAUCAUACCCCUGUUCCUUAAUUAUACCCCUGUUCCUUAAUUAUACCCAUGUUCCUUAAUCAUACCCCUGUUCCUUAAUUAUACCCCUGUUCCUUAAUUAUACCCAUGUUCCUUAAUCAUACCCCUGUUCCUUAAUUAUACCCCUGUUCCUUAAUUAUACCCAUGUUCCUUAAUCAUACCCCUGUUCCUUAAUUAUACCCCUGUUCCUUAAUUAUACCCCUGUUCCUUAAUUAUACCCAUGUUCCUUAAUCAUACCCCUGUUCCUUAAUUAUACCCCUGUUCCUUAAUCAUACCCCUGUUCCUUAAUUAUACCCCUGUUCCUUAAUUAUACCCAUGUUCCUUAAUCAUACCCCUGUUCCUUAAUUAUACCCCUGUUCCUUAAUCAUACCCCUGUUCCUUAAUUAUAUCCAUGUUCCUUAAUCAUACCCCUGUUCCUUAAUUAUACCCCUGUUCCUUAAUUAUACCCCUGUUCCUUAAUUAUACCCAUGUUCCUUAAUCAUACCCCUGUUCCUUAAUUAUACCCCUGUUCCUUAAUUAUACCCCUGUUCCUUAAUUAUACCCAUGUUCCUUAAUCAUACCCCUGUUCCUUAAUUAUACCCCUGUUCCUUAAUUAUACCCCUGUUCCUUAAUUAUACCCAUGUUCCUUAAUUAUACCCCUGUUCCUUAAUAAGGGUUGCAAAAAAUUCUGCUAACUUGUCACCAAAUCCCCAGUUUUUCCCAGAAAUCCCACUUCUAAAUUCCACGUAAUCCGACGGAAAUAAGCAUGGAAAUCUGUAAUCGUCCAACCAGGAUUUCUGGAGCACCUGGGAAUUUUGGGUAAAUUACCAACAUUGUGCGCAAACCUAUUCACUAUACUUUUGGCCAAAGCCACAUCGGCCUCUUGCCAAAUGUAGUGUACUAUACAUAGGGAAUAGAAUGCUAUUUUAGACAGACCCAUUGCAUACUCUACUACAGUUAGAGAAAGCAGUGCACUGGACACUGUGGUAAUAGUGCACCUGUAGGGGAUAUGAUGUGGCUCUGGCCAAAAGGAGUGACACUAUAUGGGGGGUACAACAGAUACCCAGUCCAUAAGCGAGCUGUAAAUAAAUGAACUUUGUGACAGCCUCUCGGUCAGAAUAGGGUUACAAGGCCUCACUCAGGCCUGUGACUCAACUCUACACUAAAAGUGUACAUUUGUAGCAAGGUUAUGGGUUUACGCAGAUACUGUUUUUUUAAGUAAGGAUGAAUGUACUGCAAAGUGCGGAAUGAUACAAUAGAUUGGUUUGAUUCCCUUUAGUCGUAGAGAAUUUAUACAUAUUUUUUUAUUCACCAUAAUCAUCGUUGCAGCACAGUUCAUGUAAGUGACAAUGUGUAUACGUUAUAGUAGUGGUCUUGAAGUCUAGUGCACUUGAAGUCUAGUGCACUUGAAGUCUAGUGCAUUUGAAGUCUAGUGCAUUUGAAGUCUAGUGCACUUGAAGUCUAGUGCACUUGAAGUCUAGUGCACUUAAAGUCUAGUGCAUUUGUUCCCCUGUUGAAGGACGGACGGCCCUGUUCAGUCAAAUCAGAUAUGAAGUAACCAUAAUGUUUAAUUUGUGUGAUAUUAUUAGUAUUUUAUCUCAUUUGUUUACGCUGUUAGUUUUACAGUGGGACUGUUCUAUUGUUUUUGUUCACAGUAACUUUGUGUUAUUCAUGAACCCAUUUGGAUUUAAUAGGGCCAAUGUUUUGCUGUUAAAGCAUCAGUUGAAGUUGAUACACGUAUCUAUUCUCAUCCAUAAUACUAGCUAUGACAGGGAUGGGCAACUGGCAGCCCGCCAGGGGCCCCUUAUGAAGGCCCUCGCUGGAGGGUGAACAAGGUGCCAUUUUGAAAUGUGGUUGUACAUCAGCAGUUUUUCUCUUGUUUUCUCUUUAUUUAUCACUGUUGGAAUGUCAGCCAAAACAAAUUUGAUUUAGUAAAUUAGUCGUGCGGCCAGCUAUAGACAAAAGGUAGUAAUCAUGGAGGAAUCACCGGUCAGGGGGGGAGGGGCAUUUGAUUUUGUUGGUCAGCCUCACAUUUCUCUCCAACCCAGACAAAAAUGAGUAGAAUUAAAGGAAAUCUGUUAGAAAAUUGCCAAAUCUGCUCUCUGUCCCAAUGGUCGAAAUUUGUAGAAUUGCAAAAUACUUGAUUUAAAACGGCAACAUUUUCUUUACAUACAAUGGCAAAAUGUGUAGAAUAUAUAAACCAAGCAAGAUAUUUCUACCUUAUUUGAACGACUAUGUAAAUGAGCUAAGCAUUAUUAGUAGUUUUUGGUAUAUAAAUGUGGGUAUACAGACCCGCCAGCCACUAUGGCCCCUCAUAAUGACUUCAGAGUUUGUGGCUCCCAACCCCAUCAAAGUUGCCCGUCUGAUCGUAGGAAAUAGAAGCGUAAAUCCAGAAAGCGUCUUCUUGAUUAGAAACAGCAUUUGUAACAUGUUAAACACAGUUAUCAUGACAUUUCAAAUGACAAACUGAAAAUGACAAAGUUUCAAAAAACAACAAAAAACGGCAACAAUAAAAUAAACAAUAUAUUUUGCGGUUUGUUCGUUACGUUGUGUUUGAGUCCACUACAACGGGAGUGAAAGCCUAUAUCAUCAAGCAGAAACUCACCUGAUUCAACUAAUCAACUAAGAGUCAUUGUCUACAACCGAGACUGCUUGGCUAGAACAAAAGCCUGCACCCACACGGCCCUCUGUGGAUGGCAGGGUAGCCUAGUGGUUAGAGUUUUGGGCCAGUUACCGAAAGGUUGCUAGAUCAAAUCCCUGAGUUGACAAGGUACAAAUCUGUCGUUAAAUAAAGGUCAAAUUACAUUGUUCCCCUGCACUAUACAUUUAGGUGAGCAUAUAAAGCUGUGCUUAGGAUCUGAAACCUUACCUCUUCAAAGUGUAUCUUAAAUAAUCCCACACCAACCCACCUUGAGGGGGGCUAAAUAUCUUAAAUGUAAUGUAAAUGAAAAAUGUAUUUAAUAUGAUUGUGGUUGUCUCACCUCUGGAUAAGAGCGUCUGCUAAAUGACUAACAGAAUAUGUCCUAAAUUAAUGAAAAUGGCAAAACAAAUAUAUAAGCCAAGCAAGAUUUUUUUUCUACACAUUAUUUGAAAGGCUAUAUAAAUUAUCUAAGCAUUUGUAUUAGUUUUGGUAUAUAAAUGUCAGUGUAAAUGCAGCGCCAUCUUGUGGUCUCGUAUUGAUACUGCGUAAUAACAAAACAAAACAGGGACGGACCUAUUCUCUGUGUAGGUGUGUUUAGUUGUCGAGGAAGCAGCCCCCUCAUAAACCAAGGGGAGCUGCUUCCUCUUCAAUGAACACGUGAAAAGGAGAUGAGGCGAGGAAGCAGCCCCCUCAUAAACCAAAGGAUGCAGCCCCCUCAUAAACCAAAGGGAGCAGCUUCCUCUUCAAUGGAGAUGAGGCGAGGAAGCAGCCCCCUCAUAAACCAAGGGGAGCUGCUUCCUCUUCAAUGGAGAUGAGGCGAGGAAGCAGCCCCCUCAUAAACCAAAGGGAGCAGCUUCCUCUUCAAUGGAGAUGAGGCGAGGAAGCAGCCCCCUCAUAAACCAAGGGGAGCUGCUUCCUCUUCAAUGGA